Puma concolor (puma) is the source of this 1143-nucleotide messenger RNA. The record is from RefSeq and is a predicted model, not a curated record. Lineage: Eukaryota; Metazoa; Chordata; Mammalia; Carnivora; Felidae.
AUGAGAAGUCACGCCGUAACAAUGCCAACCACUUCGGCCUACAGCUGGCCUUGGUCCUCUCAGGGAGUGAACUUUACAGCUAAUCACAGCAUCCCAACGCCACACACCAUGUCAGGAACAUCAGAUACUGACUGUGUCAUGGAUGAGAAACUGCUCUCUAGUGUGUUAACAGUAUCCUUCUCUGUUAUUUUCAUCGUGGGACUGGUUGGAAACAUAAUCGCCCUCUAUGUAUUUCUGGGUAUCCACCGCAAGAGAAACUCCAUUCAGAUUUACCUACUGAAUGUAGCCAUUGCAGAUCUCUUACUGAUCUUCUGCCUGCCUUUCCGCAUAAUGUAUCACAUUAACCAGAACAAGUGGACACUCAAUAUGAUCCUUUGCAGGGCUGUGGGAACACUAUUUUAUAUGAACAUGUACAUUAGCAUUAUUUUGCUUGGAUUCAUCAGUUUGGAUCGCUACAUAAAAAUCAAUCGGUCUAUACAACAACGGAAGGCAGUAACAACCAAACAAAGUAUUUAUGUUUGCUGUAUAGUAUGGACAGUUGCUCUUGCUGGAUUUCUAGCUAUGAUUAUAUUAGCCCCUAAGAAAGAAGGCCAUGAUUCCAAUAAUUCCACAAUGUGCUUCCAUUAUAGAGAGAGGACGAAUGCCAAGGGAGAAGCAAUUUUUAACCUCAUUCUUGUGGUAAUGUUCUGGCUAAUUUUCUUACUAAUAAUCCUUUCAUAUAUUAAGAUCGGCAAGAAUCUACUGAGGAUUUCUAAAAGGAGGUCCAAAUUUCCCAACUCUGGUAAAUAUGCCACCACAGCUCGGAAUUCCUUUAUUGUACUCAUCAUUUUUACUAUAUGUUUUGUUCCGUAUCAUGCCUUCCGAUUUGUCUAUAUUUUUUCACAGCUAAACAAUCCACCUUGCUAUUGGAAGGAAAUCGUUCACAAAACCAACGAGAUCAUGCUGGUCUUCUCGUCUUUCAAUAGUUGCUUAGACCCAGUCAUGUAUUUCCUGAUGUCCAGUAACAUCCGCAAAAUAAUGUGCCAGCUUCUUUCUAGACGCUUUCAAGGGGAAGCGAGCAGAAGUGAAAGCACGUCAGAAUUUAAACCAGGGUACUCCCUGCAUGAUACAUCUGCUGCAGCUAAAAUUCAGUCUCCUUCUUAA